AUGUGUUGGUGGUUAAACUUACUGAGGUAUGGAGCUGGGAUAGACAACGAACUAGCUUUGGAAGGCGGCGGAGACUAUACUCGGGAAAUUGGUUAUCUAGAGUUUGCCAAGUACACUAACGGAAGUGACAACUUGCUCAACAGAAUUUGGUACCAACCGGAAGAAAUCUUCCCGGUCACAGGAACUCCAGAAGUCCGGGAACAUGCCUUCUGGGUUCCCGUUGACGAGUACUUCUUGGAUAUUGCAAGCAAACUCGAGAACACGAAGCUACCACAGUGCGUGAACACCACGUGCCUCCCUCGACCACCAAAGGUAACCAUCGUUGACAAAGGAGUGAGUGCAAGCGUCUUCGUCGACAACGCCGCUUACCGGACUUUCCUCCGCUCCAAAUUCAACGCCACCGCGGUGGAAAUGGAAAGCGCCGCCAUUGCUCUGAUCUCUCACGAGCAAAACAUCCCUUUUAUCGUCAUCCGUGCCUUGUCCGAUCUCGCUGGCGGCGGCUCCGAGAUCUCUAACGAGGCCGACAUUUUCGGCAGCCUCGCUGCGGUAAACUCUGUGGAUGUUCUUGUGAAGUUCGUUGGGUUGUUGCCUCAAUACCGCGGAAGCAAGGUUCAGUCAGAAUAAUAAGUGUUGUCGUGUAUUUUAACUAAGAGCAUGUAACGUAAAAUAAGAUGUAUCUGCCUUGAACUUUUAUUUUUCAUGAAUAAGAGAGAUGUGAUGUGUUCACA
Messenger RNA from Brassica rapa (field mustard), 728 nucleotides. Its product is annotated as 5'-methylthioadenosine/S-adenosylhomocysteine nucleosidase. Gene Ontology annotation, molecular function: catalytic activity. Gene Ontology annotation, biological process: nucleoside metabolic process. The record is from RefSeq and is a predicted model, not a curated record. NCBI's taxonomy places the organism in Eukaryota, Viridiplantae, Streptophyta, Magnoliopsida, Brassicales, Brassicaceae.